Messenger RNA from Protobothrops mucrosquamatus (brown spotted pit viper), 3655 nucleotides. It is a transcript of the gene SLC12A6, whose product is annotated as solute carrier family 12 member 6. NCBI's taxonomy places the organism in Eukaryota, Metazoa, Chordata, Lepidosauria, Squamata, Viperidae. Gene Ontology annotation, molecular function: potassium:chloride symporter activity. Gene Ontology annotation, biological process: potassium ion import across plasma membrane; potassium ion homeostasis; chloride ion homeostasis. Gene Ontology annotation, cellular component: membrane. The transcript is spliced from 25 exons. The coding region runs from base 18 to 3446 and encodes 1142 amino acids. The record is from RefSeq and is a predicted model, not a curated record.
CCAUCUUUGUUGCCAAGAUGGCUUCUGUCCGGUUUAUGGUUACCCCCACUAAAAUUGAUGAUAUCCCAGGCCUGUCUGACACUAGCCCGGAUCUUAGCUCCCGCUCGAGUUCUUGCGUCCGCUUCAGUUCCAGAGAAAGUGUGCCUGAAACAAGCCGCAGUGAGGGUGCCAGUGAUUUUUCCCGAAUAACCACUUCCUUGGCCACUGAAGCAGCCGAGCCAGCUUCUGACAAGACAACCAAUCCUCGCACAGAUGUGGUCGAAGAUGUGAGUCAAAUUUCCAUCACAGGGGAACAAUGUCACCUCUUAGAUCCUGGACACAAGAAGGAUUCCCAUUCAUUUCUUAACAAUAUCAACUAUGAAGAAGGCGAUGAAUUCUUUGACAAGAAUUUGGCACUCUUUGAGGAGGAGAUGGACACCCGACCCAAAGUGUCUUCUCUGCUCAAUCGAAUGGCCAACUACACCAACUUGAUGCAGGGAGCUCGUGAACACGAGGAGGCAGAGAAUGUCCCUCCAGGCAAGAAAAAAAUCACCAAGAUUCCACAGAUGGGCACAUUCAUGGGAGUCUACCUGCCUUGCCUGCAGAACAUCUUUGGAGUGAUUCUUUUUUUGCGUCUUACUUGGGUUGUGGGUACAGCUGGUGUGCUGCAAGCCUUUAUCAUUGUCCUUAUUUGCUGUUGCUGUACAUUGCUAACAGCCAUCUCCAUGAGCGCCAUUGCCACCAAUGGAGUUGUGCCUGCUGGAGGGUCAUACUUCAUGAUUUCACGAGCCCUGGGCCCUGAGUUUGGAGGAGCUGUAGGACUCUGCUUCUAUCUCGGCACUACCUUUGCUGCUUCAAUGUACAUCUUGGGGGCUAUUGAAAUCUUCCUGAUGUACAUUGCCCCCAAGGCCGCCAUCUUCCACAGCGAUGAUCCCCUGAAGGAGCCGGCAGCCAUGCUGAACAACAUGAGGGUUUACGGCUCGGCCUUCCUGCUGCUUAUGGUGCUGGUGGUAUUUGUGGGAGUGCGUUACGUGAACAAGUUUGCCUCCCUUUUCCUUGCCUGCGUCAUCGUCUCCAUUCUGGCUAUUUACACCGGUGUCGUCAAGUCCUCCUUCGCACCUCCUGAUUUUCCCGUGUGCAUGCUGGGGAAUCGUUCCCUCUCCCAGCACCAUAUUCAGACAUGUGCCAAGACCAAGGAGUAUGGCAACCUCACCAUACCCACGUUCCUGUGGACACGCUUUUGCAACCAUACCAGGCUCCUCAAUGCCUCUUGCGAUGAGUAUUUCCAACACAACAAUGUCACGGUUAUCCAAGGAAUUCCCGGACUAGCCAGUGGUGUUAUUGCUGAGAAUCUUUGGAGCAGCUACCUGACGAAAGGUGAAAUACUUGAGAAGCCAUCUUUGCACUCGGUUGAUGGGGGAGGCGCUCUGAAUCAGCAAUAUGUCCUGUCUGAUAUCACCACUUCUUUUACCCUUCUCGUGGGCAUAUUUUUCCCUUCUGUCACUGGAAUCAUGGCUGGGUCAAAUCGUUCCGGGGACCUAAAGGAUGCCCAGAAAUCUAUUCCCAUCGGUACCAUCCUGGCUAUUCUCACCACCUCCUUUGUGUAUCUUAGCAAUGUAGUGCUGUUUGGGGCAUGUGUGGAAGGCGUUGUACUCAGGGACAAAUUUGGCGACACGGUAAAGGGGAACCUGGUGGUGGGGACGCUCUCCUGGCCGUCCCCUUGGGUCAUUGUCAUUGGUUCGUUCUUCUCCACAUGUGGAGCUGGCCUGCAGAGCCUCACAGGUGCACCCCGACUACUGCAGGCUAUAGCAAAGGACAACAUUAUACCCUUCCUGCGGGUUUUUGGCCAUGGUAAAGCGAAUGGGGAGCCCACCUGGGCUUUGCUUCUGACAGCGGGCAUAGCAGAACUUGGGAUCUUGAUUGCCUCCUUGGACAUGGUCGCCCCUAUCCUCUCCAUGUUCUUCCUGAUGUGUUACCUCUUUGUCAACCUAGCCUGUGCCUUACAAACCCUGCUACGCAGCCCCAAUUGGAGACCACGCUUCCGGUACUACCAUUGGAUACUCUCCUUCAUGGGCAUGAGUAUCUGUGUGGCGCUCAUGUUCAUCUCUUCCUGGUAUUAUGCAAUCAUUGCAAUGGUGAUAGCUGGCAUGAUCUACAAAUAUAUUGAGUAUCAUGGAGCUGAAAAAGAAUGGGGAGAUGGCAUCCGUGGCUUGUCUCUGAGUGCAGCCCGUUUUGCUUUGCUGCGCCUUGAGGAAGGGCCACCCCACACCAAAAACUGGAGGCCACAACUGUUGGUGUUGCUAAAAUUGGAUGAGGAUCUACAUGUGAAGCAUCCACAUCUGCUCACCUUUGCUUCUCAGCUGAAAGCUGGCAAAGGACUCACUAUUGUAGGCUCGGUCAUGGUGGGCAACUUCCUGGAGAGUUACAGUGAAGCACUGGCUGCUGAGCAGACCCUCAAACAUCUGAUGGAGGCAGAACGUGUGAAAGGCUUCUGCCAGAUCGUGGUGGCUGCCAAGGUGCGAGAGGGCAUCUCCCACCUCAUUCAGUCUUGCGGACUGGGUGGUAUGAAGCACAACACCGUGGUGAUGGGCUGGCCGAGCGCCUGGCGUCAGAGUGAGGAUGCCCGUGCUUGGAAGACUUUUAUUGGCACUGUCCGCGUGACUACAGCUGCCCGCCUGGCCUUGCUCGUGGCAAAGAAUGUGGCUUUUUUCCCUAGCAACGCAGAGCCUUUUUCCGAGGGCAACAUUGAUGUCUGGUGGAUUGUGCACGAUGGAGGGAUGUUGAUGCUCCUCCCCUUUCUUCUCAAGCAGCACAAGGUGUGGCGUAAAUGCAAAAUCCGCAUCUUUACAGUAGCCCAACUGGAGGACAAUAGCAUACAGAUGAAGAAGGAUCUGGCCACCUUUCUGUAUCACCUACGUAUUGAGGCAGAGGUGGAAGUGGUAGAAAUGCACGACAGCGACAUCUCUGCCUACACCUAUGAGCGCACUUUGAUGAUGGAGCAACGUUCCCAGAUGUUGCGCCAAAUGCGCCUCUCUAAAACAGAACGAGAACGUGAGGCCCAGCUUGUGAAAGACAGGAACUCAAUGUUGCGGCUGACCAGCAUUGGCUCAGAUGAUGAUGAAGAGACGGAGACCUACCAGGAGAAGGUGCACAUGACCUGGACCAAGGACAAAUAUAUGGCUUCUCAUGGACACAAACUCAAGACCCUGGAGGGUUUCCAAGAUCUGCUCAAUAUGCGUCCGGAUCAGUCUAACGUGCGACGUAUGCACACGGCUGUCAAGCUCAACGAAGUUAUUGUCAACAAGUCCCACGAGGCCAAGCUUGUGCUGCUUAACAUGCCUGGGCCACCACGAAACCCCGAAGGUGAUGAAAAUUAUAUGGAAUUCCUGGAGGUCCUCACCGAAGGGCUGGAGCGUGUGCUGCUUGUACGGGGCGGAGGCAGCGAGGUCAUCACCAUCUAUUCCUAGAGGAUGGGAGGUCUUCCUCCUGACGAACUUGAGUUCAGAUUGAUACUUGCUUCCUACCUGUUCCCACGUGCCACUUGGAUCUCCCAAGGAGACCAGCUACUACCGCCACAUUUGUUUGCUUUCAUUUCUCGUGGCAAUUCAGGGUCUUCAAAUUGGGUGUUCCCCCCCGCCCCCAGUGUUUGGAGGAUGGAUAGUUGGCAGCUUCUUCA